Molecule: messenger RNA, 243 nt
Organism: Bursaphelenchus okinawaensis
Lineage: Eukaryota; Metazoa; Nematoda; Chromadorea; Rhabditida; Aphelenchoididae
Source: the annotation of a GenBank genome assembly
AUGACUUGCCUGUUACCUACAAUAACUUAUGGAGCCGAGUUCUGGAGUCUCACAGUGAAAGCCAGAUGGAAGCUGAUUAGAACGGUCAGACAGAUGGAAAGAAUGAUGUUGGGAAUAACAUGGAGAGAUAAAAGAAGUGCUGAGAUCAGAAGAAGGACGGGUCUCAAGAGCGCCAGUCUUGUAGCGACUGAGAAGAAGUGGAACUGUGCUUGGAAGAUGUUGACAGCACAAGAUGAACGAUAA